ACAACUGCGGUGCUUUGACGUAAGUAUCAUCUGUGGAAGCCUAUAGUGAUAGCGCGGCCCCUUGGAGCCUGCUGGUCGCGCUGCUCACGGUAAGCACGCGUCCACAAGUGGCUUCGGCUGGCUGUCUGGGCAGAUUUCCGUAGCGGCGACCGCACCACAGGGCUGCCUAUGCGCAUAUCAUGCGGAAGUAUCGGGGGCCAGCCAAAGAGCAGUCGCCAGGGGCAGUCGCGCGGCGCAUUUUGGUAGCGGCACGCCUCGCGGCGCGAAACCCCCCGACUUCGGGGAGGUCGCGCGCUGGAGCCCUGCUAGCUUUUACAGUUUUCAAACGCUGGGGCCGUGUCAGGUGCUAUACCUAUCAUGUAUCAUCCGGCGGAACAGCAUUUAGCAGGGUGCGCGGGUCUCAGUCUCUGAUCGGCUGGUCGCAGGGCUUUCCCGCGACAUCAACCGGCGUUGCCAACAUAUAUAUGCGGUUUCUGCUUUGCGCCCGCGUGUUUUGGGGAUCUUGUACCUAAAUGUCCAUUGUAGGCUUGAAAGGAUGUUGAAAGGCAUCGACCCUAGUCGGCCUGGCGUGCAUGCACUGGCAUGUGAUGCCGCGGCUCAGAGGGGUACGCGAUUUGCUGGUUAUGUAGCAUGGGCCGUGGUAAUACACGUCAGGGACCGGAUUACGUUUUCGGGCAAGGUUUUACUCUUGUCUUUGGGAAGCAAUCUCUGAUCGGCUGCACUGGACCGGUGAAAAGAGGCGUGGGUUGGGCCCGCGGCCGUACAGAAUCGCGCCUGGUAGCAAUAACAACGAUGACAGGACUUGCCCUUCCCUCCGCCAACCACUGUGUGUGCGCGGCCUUCCUCCUGCAGGCCUGGCUGCUCUGCCUGGACGUGUGCCGGCACCACCGGCACAUCAGCGUCGCCCGUACAGACUCACCCCGGCAGCUGAAGCACUUCGUGGAAGAGAAGAACCCGAGCCAGGCAUCGUUGCGCGCUCGGUUCUGGCUCAUUGUGGCAUUGUAUGAAGCUCCUCUCUCCUCUCUCCCGGCGCUUCUUAGUGCCACAUACUACAUCUCGGCAUAGACUCUUCUUCUCUACCUUGGUUCUCAAAGGCAAGUAUCAUGCGUACUGGUGAUUCUGGUGAUACUGGUUUGUAGCUUUUACCAGCUUACAGCAGCACCACAAACCGUAGCCGUGAAGGGAGCGGGCGCAGGUGCUGUGGGCACUUGCGAGCAGGUGGUAGGGCCGUAGGGCCUUACUGAUAGGACAAGAGUUUAGCCAGGUAGACGUGUGGACUGGUGGCACGCAUGAAGUCCGGAGUGCAUGGCAAGGAGGCAUCGGGCAUGCGGGGCUUUGCAAGGGAAUGUCGAGGGACAGACGGCGACACAGGGCGAAGUGCUAGGGGAGAGCAUGGGAUGCAACUGCCACUCCUGCACGUAACCGUGUGGAGUCAACUGCACCAGGAAGCGGGCCUGGCCGCGUGGGCUGGCAACCAUGUAUCUAUAAACGAGUCUUUAUAUAUUGUGUUGCCAUUGUGUCGGCAAAGGGGAGUAGCGGGACGCGAGAGCGGGAGUGGGGCCGGCGACCGCUGCCUAGCCUGUGCAUGGCCCUGUGCAAGAUGUCCACGGAGACCACAGACCCCGAGACACCAGCAGACACGCACCAAAACCCCUGAAUAUGGACACUCAUAUGCCCCAUUGGCUCUGGCCGGCGCCGCUCGGUUCGGUGAGCUUCGGAAGGGCACCAAAGCCGGGCAUCGCCGCGAGGGGUCCUUCAGGCCAGGGCCAGGGGGCCGGCGACACGGCGCGUGCCCCAUUUUAGGCCGCACAUCAAUUGAACUAACAGCAGAAACGUGUACGCGCAGGAAGCACGAAACAGGAAUUUCAUUUCACGCGUGUGAAGAGUGCGAAAUGUCGCGAUGGUCGAGGUCCUGGCAAGCGGCCUCUCGGGCCGAGACCAAUUUAUAUGGUUCCAUUGGAGUCCAAGUUACAGUUUCAAUGACUCGGGAGCCUGGGAAAGGGGGUCCGAACACUACU
This is a messenger RNA of Chlamydomonas reinhardtii, 2018 nucleotides long. RefSeq lists its product as uncharacterized. NCBI's taxonomy places the organism in Eukaryota, Viridiplantae, Chlorophyta, Chlorophyceae, Chlamydomonadales, Chlamydomonadaceae. The coding region runs from base 793 to 1065 and encodes 90 amino acids. The record is from RefSeq and is a predicted model, not a curated record. The transcript is spliced from 3 exons.